Myotis davidii is the source of this 424-nucleotide messenger RNA. RefSeq names its product secretoglobin family 3A member 2 (gene SCGB3A2). Bases 1 to 309 code for a protein of 102 amino acids. The record is from RefSeq and is a predicted model, not a curated record. The transcript is spliced from 4 exons. NCBI's taxonomy places the organism in Eukaryota, Metazoa, Chordata, Mammalia, Chiroptera, Vespertilionidae.
AUGACCUUCAUGCUCUUUUUUGCUGCAGCGAAUCAAGUGGCAGUAACUGAAAUUCAGGCCCUCGCCUGCUGGACCAUUGGCAUUUGCAGUUACUCUGCUACCGCCUUCCUCCUCAGCAAUGUCAAGGAUUCCUUACCUUUACCUCCGGAAGUUCUCCCCGGUCUGCAUCCAUUAAAAUUUCUACUGGAGUCUCUGGGCAUUUCUGUUGAGCACAUCGUAGAAGGGCUAAGGAAGUGUGUGAACGAGCUGGGCCCAGAGGCCUCUGAGUCCGUGAAGAAACUGCUGGGGGCCCUUACACUGUUGCUGUGAUGGCAGGAUAAAGCAAGAAUGGAAGGAGGAGGAUGGUCUCCUCCUCCCUGGCUGAAACUUGUUCCAUCCUAAAAUGCAAUGGCUCCUGGAAAGAAUGAAUAAAGCAAUGAACAGA